AUGGGCGGUUGGUGGGAUUGGUACGGGCGGAAGAUGUGGCCGCCCUACUACAAGUACUCGGUUUUCGUCUUUGUCGGCUUCGAAUUCGUCUAUUCGGCUUUUAUUCUGGCCAUUUCUGAGGCUUACUACAAGUCGGCUGCCAUGAUUCUUCCUAUUGCUUACAGGUUGGUGGGAAUUCUCUUUGUUUGAUGAUUUUUGAUGAUCCAAGGUGUUCGAAAAAUAAAGGAAUGAAAAAAAAGACAGUGAAAAAAGAUAGUACUCAUAGUUUAUUCACAGUUCAAUCAUGAAUGAACGGAAUUUUUGGCUUUGAGACCCCUCAAAACCUAAAAAAAAAUACGUUUUUUGAAGUUUUUUGAGUUUUCGCAUUUUCUCUGAAACCUCGGAAAUUAUUUAAAACUCCGUAUAGAUGGAAAAAAAAAUGUUUGUCGGUUUCUAAGAAGUCACUUAAGAGUUCAGGAGUUUUUCAUAUUGCAGCUAUACCUCUGUCAACUCAUAGGUGUUAAAAAAAAAAGAAAAAAAGAUGAUUAAAAAAAAUUUUUUUUGAUACUGUUCAUUGAAAAUAUAACGAAAUCGAAAAGUUUAUCAAUUUCUUUUGCUUUUUUGUCCCCCUCAUUCGGUUCAAAUUUACAGCAUUUUCUCUUAUUAUUUUCGAUUAUCUUGCGCGAAAACCGUUUCAGGUCGGAUGCGCUUGAAACCGAGUUUUUCGAUAAGCUGAAUCCUCAAAAAAAAAAUCGCUAGAUCUGGUAAAUUUUGAACUUUAAAUGAUUAUUUCUUUUAAAGAGAGGUUUUAUUUUCUUAACUUUUUCAAACUCAGUUUUUUUCAUUUCUAGUAUAGAAAUAUGAAGAUCUUUAUUACAGAAUGUUUGACGAUACGGUCCGGAAAAACAAGUCAAACUUUGACUGGACCACCGCCGAGCGGGAUAUUUUAGAAGGGGUCCGUUUCUUCUUCUUCUCCUCUUUGAAUGUUUCAUCAUUUUCAGUACAAAAACCACAUGUUGUUGCUGUGGAUCGUAUCAACAGUAGGCGUUUUGUUGUGUAUGGUCGUGAUAAUUCCCCAAUUUUUCGAUUUUAAUGAUCGAAGAGGGAAUCCAAGUCAUUUGGUGAGUCUUUUUCUCAAUUUUGAGGGAGUAUAUUAAGUCAAAUCGGUCAAAAAGCAAUCAGAAUCAAAGAAAUUUCGAAAAGAAGAGUUGUGGCUCAAGUUUGGAACCUUAGAAGAUAUCAAAAAAAAAGUACCAAUGGUUUUCAUAGAAACCUGUUUCGAUCAUAUAUUGGCAAGUAUAAAACCCAAUUAGCCCAGUGGUAAGGUUGACCUACGAAAAUUUUAAAAAACAGCAAAUAAAGUUGAGUGCUCGGGCAACAAUAAAAAGAAGUUUUGACCUGAAAAUAUAGGGAAAUAUGAGUUUAUUUUGAUUUGAUAUGGUUUUUGAGGAACGGCUGGCCUUUAAAAGGUUCCUACCUUGCCUUUUUAUGAGCGAAUUUCCAAAAAAUGCUUAGUGGCAGCUCGGACGGAAGUUUGCCUUGAAAUCUAGGUUACUCGGACCUUGGUAACUCGAACCGGACGUUUCUGAGUCUAGGGACCACUUUUGCGGCGUCAGCACUCUUAAGGGAUCCCUAGAAUUGCUCACAAACGUUCGGUUCGCGUCACCAAGAUCCGUAGCUUCGCUUCCUUCAAUUUCCGUUGAAAGUAUUUCCGAAAAUUGUUCAGUGUCUGGUCCGACGGAAGCUGGCCUGGGUGAUGUUCUUCGUGGUGGCCGCCUACGUGGCGGUCCUCGGAAUCGCCGUCUUCCUGGCGUGGCUCGACGGCGGCGCCGCGUCCAGACACUUCCACUCGCACUUCGACGCCGCCGAGAAGGAGGAGACCUUCAUCGGCGAACUCGAAGCCGCUUUCGGCUGCGAGACUGACGACGACCUGGAGGUGGCCCCCGAGCAUGUGAGCAUGGAGUGGAGCACUCUUUCUUUUCUCCUUCUUCGGUCCUUCCAGCUGCAAGUUGUGUGGGAGUGACAGAUGUUUCAUGAAUGACUUAAUAACUGAUUUAGACUAUUCUAACUUUGAGUUGGGGGCGUUGAAGUUUUUUUGGACGAAGUAUAACAGGAAAAAAAGUUUUUUUAGCCUUGAGAAUAUGCUCCUUUAAAAAGCCAGCGAAUAACUCCAAAAAAGUCAAUUUGAGAUGCAGAUGUUUCAAAUAUGAGGUAUUCAAAAAGUUCCUGCGAAACAAAAAGAAAAUUGUAAAGAAGUUUGAAAAAACUUAUUUUUCUAUCAUUUUUCCGAGUUUUUCACUUAAUUUUCUUUAAAAGAUAGUUUCGAAUCAAGUCCAUUUUUUUCAAUUUAAAAAACUUGAAAAAGGAGCUUCAAUUUUUAUUUUUUUAAGCCUCAAAUUUUUUCAAAGAGCUAGAUCAAAAAGUUCAGAGAAGACGUUAGACCUGCUUUUUAAAGGCAUAGGGGCAGUAAAAAAUGGGGUUCCAGGUGAAAGCAGUAUCUUAUAUAGUUUUUCUUUGCGAAUCGAAUGGUGUACUCAAAAAAAUUACAGAUGUGACAACUUUAGAAGAAAAACGCGAUUUUACUUUCCCGCCUUUAAUUUUGAAAAAAGCUUUGGAUCGGUAUGCAGACAACUGUUUACAGUAGCCGUGCACGCGAUGUUGCGGACGUCUCAUUAGACUCGCAUUUUGGGAGAAAUAACCGGCUAUCUGCUUUAAAUUAAGGGUUUCUUCUCUGAAAAAUCGAUUAAGAAAACAGAAAAUACACAUUGAUAAUAAAGAAAACACAAACAAUCGCUAUCCCAACCGAAACCUGUGUGAAAUCAUAAUUUUUCACCAGAAAAGCUUUUUUGCAAUCAAAGUUUGCAAAUUAUACACGAAUAGAAAGCUUUUGUGACGAAAAGAACUUUGGUGACAACAGAAAAAAUUGAAAAAUGAAAGAAACGAAGAAAAAAGCGAAAAUCCGGAAGAUGGCGAAGCGUGUUGUCCAUAGAGCAACUUUACUGCAAAACACCUCAAGCUUUCCUCUCUCCGACUUUGAAUUAUUUUUUCUCCGAAACUAGGAACUUCUGUACAUUUCCAAGUUCACCGUUCGAUUCGCAAUGAAAAACUCUACAAAAUAUUGCUUUGAACUGAAACACCGUUUUUUACUGCCCCUAUGCCUUUAAGCAAAAUCUAGUCAGCCUUCUUAUAUGGAUUUUUGAAGAACUCAUGAAACUUUUGACUGGAGGUUGGAAAAUUUCAAGGUUUUGUUCAUUUGAGAAAAAAUUUUGAUUUCUUCGAAAAAGUACCGAAUAGAAGAACUGUCCUUUUCAAACUUCCACGUUUUUUUUCAAGAAUAAUUUUGUAUCAGAAAUCUGUCUUUUUUCAGCUCAUCCGAUUUUAUUUUUGUACUCAUAGGUUUUUUGAAAAUAGGUACAAAAAAUACAAUAAGUUCCAAAAAACCCGUCACUCCACUACAACUUCAGCCUCUGACCUCGGCUUUUGUGGUGUGUUGACCCUUUUCCUGGCAUGAAAUGGUCGAUUAAAACCCGUCGGGUUCUUAUCACAUAAUCGGUCAGAUUGUUCUCCACACAACGAUUUGAUUUGUUUUCCGUGAAAAAAGGAAUAAUCGGCUCAAAAAGUUCUCCUAAUCCCCCCUUUUUCCCUACUUUUUGCAUGAUACGAUUUGGUGUUAGUGGUGUGUCGAUUGUCGAUUUGACGGAAAAAAUGAGAAUAGGUGUCAAAGUGGGGCACAUCCACAGGCCGGUGCGGCUUUUCCCCCAACAAUCCGGUUUCUCGCUUCAGAUGUGCUACGAAAAGGUCAAUCAGUCGUUUAUCACAAGUCUGUGGCUUAAUCUCCUGAUGCUUGUCUACAUCGCCGGUCAUCUUAUCGCCUUCCUCGCCGUGCCUUUCUUCAAUCGACGUUUGUUUUCUUUUUCCCAGGAGAAGAAUGAUUUUUUAAAAAUUCAACUAUAGCCCAUUAAAAAAAGUGGGCUAAAGAGCAAAGCCUGAAGAGACAGCAGAGAAAGAGAGAAAUCUCUGCUUCUCUAGAGUCUCUUCUGCACGCUCUCUUACACACCGUUAUCUCGAGCUUUUUUACAAUGCUAUAGUCUGUGUGCCACGAUUUGGAAUUUCACCGAACGACAUUCCACUGUUCCGCUGCAUGUGUUCGCGAAGCGUCUUCCGAAUCCAGGUCACGCUUUGAAUUAAUUGCUGUGGUAGCACAUGAAAGUAGAGUACCUUAAUGAAAGAAAAAAAAAAUUGAAAGCGAGACCGAGGUUCGAAAGGCGCGCAGCGGCACAUCGGAAUGUCGUUCGGUGAAAUUUCAAGUCGUGGUACACAGGAUGUAUCUUGAAACAUUUUUCAAGGACUUUUAAAUUUAAUUGACUACAUGAAGCUUGAAAAAUUUGGAAAAUAUUCUUGUGUUGUGCUUUGAAACUAAAAUACUGACAUUUUUCGAAAAAAAAAAAGACAGAAAAAAAAGCGGGAGAGAGAUAUAGCGUUGAUAAGAGAGACACCAGAGAAAGAGAUGAAUCUCUGCUUCACUAGAGUCUCUUCCGCACGCGCUCUUACUCACCGUUGUCUUGAGCUCGUUUAAUGAAAGAAUUUAUAAAGGAUUUUGGAAUUUUAUCGACUCGGAAAAUUUUUAAAAUGUUCGAGGUUUGAACCGUUAAAGAGAAAAAAGCUCGUUUUCAUGGAAAAAAUCGAAAGAGAAAAAUAGCGUUGGUUCGAAGAGACGACAAAGAAAGAUGGAAAUUUUCGCCAAUAUAGAAUCAAAGAAACUGAAUAUUGCCUUGAAUAAGAAAAAAAUCCUAACAAUAAACUUUUAAAAAAUAUUUAAAAAUGUGAAUAUUCAAAUUUUCAGAACUAGUAAAAGACGACGAUGAGCUGUUAGAAGUAGAUGGAAAGCUUCUGGACGCUUAA
Molecule: messenger RNA, 4881 nt
Organism: Caenorhabditis auriculariae
Lineage: Eukaryota; Metazoa; Nematoda; Chromadorea; Rhabditida; Rhabditidae
Source: the annotation of a GenBank genome assembly